UUUCACCUGGGCUCAGGUAAGACAUUCGGAGGGGCUCGAAUGCAUCUCCACGGCUAGCAGCUUCCGUCUACAAAGAUUUGCCGAAACUUGGACGCAGCUUUAAGUUAACAUCUGUAAAUCUAUAAGAUAUGCCUGGGAACAGUGUGGGGAACUCCCGGCAAGCCAAUAUCUAUAGCCAGAAUAACAAGCCAAUGAGGGACAAUCAACAGAGGCCAUCGAGUGUUUCCAAAGAAAGUGACAUGUGCCUGGAGGUUUUGGGUGAUCUGACUCCUGAUCUAAAUCCACCCAAAAGAUCAAAAGCUGCCAAAGUCAGAAAGUACUAUCAAAGUAAUGCCAACGGGAGGCAGUCAGAAACUCUUGAUUUUCUUCCUGGAUCUGCUGAAAGUCCUCCAUCUUCUGGUUCAUGUGGGCCUUGCAAUACAUUUUCAUGGGAACGGUGCAAAGAACUCCUAUGCAUUGUAGUCACCUGUGGUCACUACAAAACUGAGCAUGACAUCUGUAUACCAUGUACGUCCAGCUCUGAAACUUCAACAGAUGACAAAAUUCAAGACUCUAAAGCCAAUGGAAUAGCAGGGAAUAAUCAACGAACUACACUGAGAACUGACAAUAAGCCUUCAAAAAACCCCAGUUUUAAUUACCCAGAUUUAAAACUUUAUGGAAAGCCUUUGAACCUUGAGAGUGUUGGUAGCCACAAACCAAGCACAUCCUGCACAAAUUCAUUAAAAUCACUCUCUAGAAGUGAGAGUAUGGAGAAGCCAUCAGGUCCUCUCAGCAAGAUUUCUGACUAUUCUUUUGAAGACCUAGAUCAGGGUAUAGAAGAACUCAACAAUUCAGGCACAGAUAUAAACUCUUUGAUUAACAAGAAAUUGUUGGAGCUCUUUACUUUGCAUCAAAUAGACCAGCUGGCAAAAUGCACAUCAGAUUCAGCUUUUUUUAAGAAAACAAGUGAGAUUGCUGAGCUUAUCAAUCAUAUUAUGCACAAUUACAAUCUUGAUGAACAGGAUGCCGAAUGUCGUUUGGUACAUGGCGUUAUACGCAUUAGCACCAGGAAGCCCAAGAAAAUUAAAUCCCCUGAAAAUAGAUCUGACUAUGAUUCGCGCUAUGUAAGCUCUAUUAGGAACAAUGAUGACAAAAGGGAAAGUGGCAAGAGGCAUAAUGGAAGUUAUCCUCCUGACAGUGGCAAUGAAACAAUGAUAGACACUUCUGGUAUCAGUCAGGAUAGUAAAGGACUUGAUAUACAGAUAUCAGAGGAAACAAGCUCGGAUAAACGUGCUCGAGAUCUGGUUUGCCAGAGUCUGUUAGCUUCUCCUUCAGGAUCGUCUGCUGAAAAUUAUAGCCCACUUCCUGAGACUGAAACAGACUCUUCUGGCGCUCCACUACUUUCACCACUUGCUCGAACGUGACCUUCUCGGGAGACUAACACAGUGCCAUGAACCACAAAGAGAUCCUAACCUUCCUACCCCGUGUUAGAAAGCAGGCCCUUUGGCAGAUAGAGUUCAUGACAAAUAAACUUGCUGCUCUUCUGUCUGUAUCUUCCCUGUGCUUUUUUAACUGCGGAGUUUCUUAUUGAAUAUAAGGUUAAAAGAAUGUUUGGCCUACCUAACAGGGCAGCAGAAGCUAACAUGCCUAUCUCACAUCUAGUCUUAUGCCACUGAAACGAGCAUGUGGUGAAGCCCUUUGGAGAUGGACUAGAACUCUUUUAUUUGGGAAAACUAGCCUUCCUGGACAUGGUCAGAGGAGGUUUGCAAUCUGAACGAUAUUUUUUUCGUUCAAUAGUCCACAAUGUCCAGAGUUUGCCUGAGCAGCUAAUGAUGGUUGACUUUCGUCUCCUGCAUAAAACAUUCAGAUGCUAAGACCAGCUUAGUGUUCCUUUAUGUUUUCACUGAUUUGUAACCUGCAAGCACACAGACUUUGGAUGAUGUUUUACUACACUCUGUAUUCUGCAUGAUUAUAACACGUGAAACCACUGAAUUGGAAAGAAUUGUACUUUAGAGAGAAUGUAUGUUUUUUUGUCCCCCCCCCCCCCAACCCCCCCAAUUGUAUUCUCAUUUUAUCACAUUAGAGUAACUGGAGAAAACUGGAUUUGAGGAGAGCAGGUUAUUGAACUGUGAUAUUUUUGCGCAUCUUGUCAAGUUUGUAUUUUUAGAAUAAUAUAGCAGGUGACUUAUUUAGCUCUUUCUUCAUUAGAUAGCCUGUGCAAUUGUUGACAGGCUAUAGUACAGUAAUUUACAAAAAAGCUAGUUGCAGAGCUAGUGUUGGCUAUUUUUUUAUUUGUAUUUGUUAAAUAUCAAAAAUAAUGUAUAAUUCUAAGUGCUUUUUAAUUCCCGCCAUUCCGUGUUUGUCUGUAUUAUACAGCUGUAUAUAAUUAGAAACAAAUUAUAUUUUGGAUGACUUCUAAUUAAAGUUUUGUAUACUACUGAAAACUGUCCCCUGCCUAAAACAUCAGAUACUAACUGAUCAUUAAAGUGCAGAAAAUAUUAGGCUCAUUUUCAUUGUCCCCUAAAGGGUUUAAGUCAUAAGUUGUUUUAUGAUUGCAGCGCCAAUCAUUGUUUAGUGAGUAAAACAAACUGUUAAUAUAUUUUUGAUCAAAGAAUUUUAAAAUAUGUAAAGAACAAGUUACUAUACACGUGUGCAGGUAUUAUUCCUGUAUGUUCUCUACAAUAUCGGAGUUGCAGCAGUAAACAGUUUACUAGAGUGCAGGAUUUGACAAAACAGUCAUGAAUGGGUGUUACCAUAUGGCCUUAUUGCUUCAUCUAAGAAAUCAAAAUACCUUUAUUCUCAGCUGUUAUUUGACAAAUAAAAGUGGUUAUCUAUUUUCUACACCUGCUGUAACACCCCAUGACCAUCUAAUAGGAAGCAAUGACGAAACUGAUGGAAAAGUGAAGUGUAGAGAAAUUAAAGAGGAUGAUGAUGUCCACUUACUGGUUCAUUUUUGUUUCUUGUGCGUUGUUAGUAGGUUUUAUACAAGUCCUCAAGAAUGCUGAAGCAGACUUUCUUUUACAUUCAUGAAGGCAGACUUGAAAUAAUAGUAUUCUUCAACUUCCUUAAUCCAGGGAACCAACCAGUAAAAUUCCUGUGGCUCGGAGUACAGUACGCUUCUGGCCCCUCCUGCACCUGCAUGCUCCCCUUUGGACGAAAGUCCUGUUUCUUCAGAAGCAGUGUGAAAGGAAAAAAAAGUUGAGUGUCUGGUUUGGAAAGGAGAAUGAACAACCUUUUUUAUCUCUCUGACAAAAUGUGACCAUUAAUAAAAUGAAAGUAGGAAG
Messenger RNA from Erpetoichthys calabaricus (reedfish), 3263 nucleotides. RefSeq names its product keratinocyte differentiation factor 1-like. Bases 129 to 1403 code for a protein of 424 amino acids. The transcript is spliced from 4 exons. Gene Ontology annotation, biological process: regulation of epidermal cell division; keratinocyte development. The record is from RefSeq and is a predicted model, not a curated record. NCBI's taxonomy places the organism in Eukaryota, Metazoa, Chordata, Cladistia, Polypteriformes, Polypteridae. Gene Ontology annotation, cellular component: cell junction.